GAAAGAGAUGGAUGGCUGAUGGACGCGAUGCAGACGUCGUGCUUUUAGUAUGUAUUCUUCCAUCUUGCUGAGCCGCAGUCGAGGAGUGCGACUUGGUGCAAUUUUCGGGAGUUGCCUUUCCUGAAGACAAGCGGAACACGAGCCAAGCGGAUCAGACGAUGGACGAAAAGACAGUCUCGGAAUACAAGAACUUCGAGGUAGAACGAGAGCAGAUUGCCUUGAAUUUGGCCGAGUUGAAGGACAAAUCUACCAAAGGAACGAUCGAUGAACCCAUCCGGCCUUUCCUCGACUUGAUCAAUGCCCAGCCCGAUUGGAUAUCUACGAGUACCUGCAGUGGACGGUUGGUUAGCUACCUUCCUGGCGCGUCAGCGGAGGCCGGCUCAUCCGAUCCAUCCGAUCACUCCCAACGUGUCCGUCAAGCCGUCAAUGGAAAAGGUGGAGGGACUUGGCUCUUCGUCUCUCAUUCUACUCUUGAGACCAACCAACUGGCGAAUCCGAUUCAGACCCUCUUCGGCGACAGUUAUCGCAUAGAAUCAUCGCCCAAUCCGGACAGCUGGACCUGUGAUGACAGCUCGUCUCUGGUCGUCCAUUUCGUUUAUCAACCUCCGGUAUUUCAUUUACUGGCAAAAUCGGUGACGGUUGCCGUGCCGAUUUUGACCACCGUCAUCGGCGCGGGUUUCCGGAACUCCGGAAUCACUGUCGGUCAUCGCGGACGAGUGAUCCUGGCGAUCCGGGCAAGCACGGGCGGUCUAGAUGUCCCGAUCGCGAUCCAAAAGUGUUCUGAAAAGAGCACACUCCAAUUACUGGUCCCAGUCGAUUAUCUGUCAAAAUUGUUGCUUCAAGGUAAUCAAUUGAUGCAUCAGAAUCAAGCCAAACUAGAAAGACUAUUCGAAGCCUUGUCGAAUUCCUUCAAUGCGCCCUCUUUGAAAUCAAUCAACCAAUGGGAAUCGGCCGAAGAUAGACGGCAACGGAUGCGUUUGGAGGGAUUGGCCGCUCGAGAAGCUUCCCUAGUCUCUUCUCAAUCUAAUCCGACUCAAACCUCAGCAAAUGACGAGUUCCCAGAACUUUCCUUGAUUGAAUGAAUCAUAACUCGUGCUCUCAACCGGAAUAUAUAUAAGCAGAUUCUUGAUCCCAUGUUCGAUUUCAUUCAUUGAU
Puccinia graminis f. sp. tritici CRL 75-36-700-3 is the source of this 1155-nucleotide messenger RNA. RefSeq lists its product as uncharacterized. The transcript has a single exon. NCBI's taxonomy places the organism in Eukaryota, Fungi, Basidiomycota, Pucciniomycetes, Pucciniales, Pucciniaceae. Bases 159 to 1082 code for a protein of 307 amino acids. The record is from RefSeq and is a predicted model, not a curated record.